AUGGCGGAAAUACAGGAAACCCCCCUCGUCGACAGACGACCUCGCAAGUCGGUUGCCUUCAGCGAAGGCACAGUGAUCGUAGACGAGAAGGGUGGUGUUACGAUGAAAGCAGAUGGCCACGAUGAUACGAAAGACACGGCGCAGUCGCACGCAGCAAGUACGCCACUCUUCCCCGUCGCGUUGGGUAUAGUUACUGAUCCAAUCCAAGGCUUUGACGAUGCGGCAGAUGAGCCGACCAAAGACAACGAUGAUGUUGCAGAAAUGCUGAAGGGCAUGAAAAAGAAGAAGAGCAAGAAGCCCAAGACGGACGAUGGCGAAGCUGAGGGUGGCGAUGGCGAGGCAGCUGCCGAUGGUGGACUGGACCUCUCAACUAUGAAGAAGAAAAAGAAGAGCAAGAAGCCAAAGGAAGGCACCGACGAUGAUUUCGCGGCCAAGCUUGCGGCUCUUGAGAUCGAAGGCAAGGGAGAUGAGGGGGAGGCAACAGCGGAGAAGAAGCCUGUCGAUGAGGGUGAUAUGGAGAAGGGAACUGGUAUCUGGCAACACGACGAGACUAAGGCGAUCAGUUACGAACUCCUCCUCUCCCGCUUUUUCACUCUCCUCGCACAAAAGAACCCUGACCACGCCUCAAGCGGUUCGAGAAGUUACAAGAUCCCACCUCCUCAGUGCUUACGUGAAGGUAACAAGAAGACGAUUUUCGCCAACAUCGCCGAAAUUUGCAAGCGAAUGAAGAGGACUGAUGAGCACGUUACCUCCUAUCUGUUUGCUGAAUUGGGUACGAGUGGUUCCGUGGAUGGUAGCAGACGUCUGGUUAUCAAGGGUCGAUUCCAGCAGAAGCAGAUUGAGAAUGUCUUGAGGAGAUACAUCAUGGAAUAUGUUACAUGCAAAACCUGCAGAUCGCCCGAUACCGAGCUCAACAAGGGAGAGAACAGAUUGUACUUCAUUACCUGCAACUCUUGCGGCUCUCGACGAAGUGUUACGGCCAUUAAGACUGGUUUCUCUGCCCAGGUUGGCAAGAGACGGAGACAACAGGGUUAA
This is a messenger RNA of Amorphotheca resinae ATCC 22711, 1035 nucleotides long. RefSeq lists its product as hypothetical. The transcript has 3 exons. The record is from RefSeq and is a predicted model, not a curated record. Gene Ontology annotation, cellular component: eukaryotic translation initiation factor 2 complex. Gene Ontology annotation, molecular function: translation initiation factor activity; mRNA binding; translation initiation factor binding. NCBI's taxonomy places the organism in Eukaryota, Fungi, Ascomycota, Leotiomycetes, Helotiales, Amorphothecaceae. Gene Ontology annotation, biological process: formation of translation preinitiation complex; translational initiation; formation of cytoplasmic translation initiation complex. The coding region runs from base 1 to 1035 and encodes 344 amino acids.